This is a messenger RNA of Carlito syrichta (Philippine tarsier), 1598 nucleotides long. It is a transcript of the gene TOR1AIP2, whose product is annotated as torsin 1A interacting protein 2. The transcript has 5 exons. Gene Ontology annotation, biological process: endoplasmic reticulum organization; membrane organization. The record is from RefSeq and is a predicted model, not a curated record. NCBI's taxonomy places the organism in Eukaryota, Metazoa, Chordata, Mammalia, Primates, Tarsiidae. The coding region runs from base 180 to 1598 and encodes 472 amino acids. Gene Ontology annotation, cellular component: endoplasmic reticulum; membrane. Gene Ontology annotation, molecular function: ATPase activator activity.
AUUGACAGUUCUACGAGUUAAAACCUCGCCAGAAUUUUCACUGUAUAUAUGCAUUGUUUCCUGGGUCCACGGGAAGCAUGAGUCUGUUGGGACUUGGGACAAGAAGAAAACAAGACAUCUUCAUAAGGAAAACCAGACUCUAAAAAAAGUAUCCCAAACUGUGAAGAGAGAACAUAAACAUGACCGACAGUGGACUUAGCGAUCCUCAAAAGGACUCUCAAAAGGAUUUGGAAAAUGAUCCAUCAAUAAAUUCUAAGGAACAGGAGACCACAGUCACAGCAAGUGCCACUGAAGAAGUUCAAACCCCACAUUCUGCCUUUGGUCUUAACAAAGACCAGCAAGAGGUAGAGAAAACAGGUCCAGAAGGUGCAGAUACAGGUAAUAAAUCAGAAAGUUCAGAUGAAACAAAUUUGGGGAAAUAUCCAAAGGAUAAAACAGAAGAUGAAAACAAUCAGAGUUUUCAGGCUGAAGAACAAGGGCACCACCUCCCUUCAGAAAGCCAGGGUGAAGAACCGGUAGAUCCAGAUCCUAACCAUCCUCCAAGUGACAAGGUAGGAAGAGAAGAUGCACACAUAGGGAGCAGCUCUGCAGCCCUCCCUGAGGAAGUCAGUGACAGAACUGAAGAAGCAUCUCAGGAACCACCUGCCAUAGACUCACAGGAGGUGCAGAGUCCUGGUCAUUCCAGUACAGGACCAGAGAGCCAGGAUGCACUGAGGAGGCGACUGCUAGUACCAGAAGCUGGAAGUCAUCAACAGGAAACACAUAAAUUGGAAGAAAACAAAGAGAAUGAAGCACAGGAUCCCAUAAGAAAGAUUAAUAUAAAGAGGUUUUGGAACUAUGGUCCUAUCUUUCUUGGCUUACUGGUUGUGGCUUUUGUGCUAAGUUCUGUUAAUAGCUAUUAUUCCUCUCCAGCCCAUCAAGUGCCCAAAAAUCCAGCUUUGGAGGCCUUUUUGGCUCAGUUCAGCCAAUUGAAGGAUAAAUUUCCAGGCCAGAGUUCCUUCCUAUGGCAGAGAGGGCGUAAGUUUCUCCAAAAGCACCUUAAUGCCUCAAACCCCACUGAGCCAGCCACCAUCAUAUUCACAGCAGCUCAAGAGGGACGAGAGACCCUGAAGUGCCUGAGCUACCACGUUGCAGAUGCUUACACUUCUUCCCAGAAAGUCUCUGCCAUUCAGAUCGAUGGGACUGGAAGAACCUUGCAGGACAGUGACACAGUCAAGCUGCUGGUAGACAUGGAGCUGAGCUAUGGAUUUGAGAAUGGCCAGAAGGCUGCUGUGGUACACCACUUUGAGUCCCUUCCUGCAGGCUCCACCCUGAUCUUCUACAAGUAUUGUGAUCAUGAGAAUGCUGCCUUUAAAGAUGUGGCCCUGGUUCUUACCGUUCUACUAGAGGAGGAAACAUUAGAAGCAAGUGUAGGCCCAAGGGAAACUGAAGAAAAGGUGAGGGAUUUACUCUGGGCCAAGUUUACCAACUCAAACACUCCCAGUUCCUUCAACCACAUGGACUCAGACAAAUUGAGUGGACUGUGGAGCCGUAUUUCACAUCUGGUGUUGCCCGUCCAGCCAGUGAGGAACAUAGAGGAACAGGGAUGCCUUUUGUAA